This is a messenger RNA of Galeopterus variegatus (Sunda flying lemur), 1023 nucleotides long. RefSeq names its product olfactory receptor 151-like. NCBI's taxonomy places the organism in Eukaryota, Metazoa, Chordata, Mammalia, Dermoptera, Cynocephalidae. Gene Ontology annotation, biological process: sensory perception of smell; G protein-coupled receptor signaling pathway. The transcript is spliced from 3 exons. Gene Ontology annotation, cellular component: membrane. The record is from RefSeq and is a predicted model, not a curated record. Gene Ontology annotation, molecular function: odorant binding; olfactory receptor activity. The annotation marks the transcript as partial.
GUGGAUCUCUGCUGCUCCUCUGUUAUUACCCCUAAAAUGCUGGUGAACCUUGUGUCAGAAAAGAACAUCAUCUCUUAUGCAGGGUGCAUGUCACAGCUCCACUUUUUCCUUGUUUUCGUCACGGUGAUAGCCUGAAGCUGCUAUGUCAUCAUAUGCCGCCCUUUGCUUUACAAUGUCAUAUCUCAUCCCAUCUGCUCCCUGCUGGUGGCUGUGGUCAACACCAUGAGACUCACUGGCUCAACAGCAGACACUGGCCUCAUGUUAAAAGUGCCUCAUUGUGAGCUGCUCAUCAGUUACUACUUCUGUGACAUCCUCCCCAUCAUGAAGCUCUCCUUCAUUAGCACCUAUGAUGUGGAGAUGAUGGUCUUUUUGGUGACUGGAUUCAACAUUGUAGUUACCAGCUUAACGGUCCUUGUUUCCUAUGCCUUCAUCCUCUCCAGCAUCUUCCACAUCAGCACCACAGAGGGCAGGUCCAAAGCCUUCAGAACCUGCAGCUCCCACCUUGCAGCUGUGGGGAUGUUCUAUGGAUUGACUGCGUUCAUGUAUUUAAAACCCUCCACGGCCAGUUCCCUGGCCCUGGAGAAUGUGGCCUCCGUGUUCUACACCAUGGUGAUCCCCAUGCUGAAUCCCCUAAUCUACAGCCCGAGGAACAAGGAGGUGAAGGCUGCUGUGCAGAAAACACCGAGGAGAACAUAUUGGUGUGAAUCAACAUCUGAGGAGUUUCUAAGGAACGCCCUGGGCCCAGACCUGGUGUCCUCGGCACCUGGGCCUCAACUGGCCUCCCGCAGCAUGGAGACCCACCCCCACAAAAAUGGGCUGGCCCUCUCUGACCCACCGGCACAGGUCCAACAGCUUCAGGAGGCCAAGGCCCAGUGGCAGGAAGGGGCCUGUGCAGAGCCCAGGGCUAAACUAUCCUUGGAAGACAUCCUGGAGUUUGUACACAACGAGCUCUCUGUGGACUGGGCCCUUGACAAUGACGAGGUGCUAAGGCACCCUCAGGCUUCCACAGCAGAACUAUGUUGA